CACCCAACUGAUUCCUCGCAACUUUUGAAAAUUACGUUUCCCAAUGAUCAAUCGGGAGUCGUUUUAGACUUGGUAGACGGCGUUCAAUCUUUUGGAGCUAGCACUCCUUUCCCAACUUUAUGGAGCAGCUGAAAUCAUUGGUGCCGGAAAACUUGAAGCAGACGGUGGGUUCAAGCACCGCCGAAGAUCUUCCUUCGUCGUGUUCUUCCCUACUACGCCUGUUUCAGAAGUUGGAGCUCUUCUUCCAAGUCAUCGGAGACUUGGCAAUGGAUCCUGAAAAGGCUCUCUGUGGGAAGAAAAAGGACGCUGCUCUGGAGUUGAAGCGCCAGGGCAAUCAAUGUUUUUUAAAAGGGGAUUAUGCUAAUGCGUUGGUUCAUUAUUCCCGGGCACUGCAACUUGCUCCUAUGAAUGCUGUUGACAUGAACAAGAAUUUGGUUGCAACCUUAUAUGUGAAUCGAGCAUCGGUUUUGCAUAAAAUGGAUCUGCAAUUGGAGUGUGUACGAGAUUGCAAUAGAGCCCUUCAAAUUUCAUCAACCUAUGCAAAGGCAUGGUACAGAAGAGGUAAAGCAAAUGCUACUGUGGGAAAUUUUGAUGAUGCUGUCCGUGACUUUCAUAUUGCUGAGAAUGUGGAGAUGUCAUUCAAUGGAAAGAAGCAGAUAGAAGAUGAGCUGAAGGUCAUUCAAGAUCAGCACAAGAGGUCAAAUAUAGUAAUUGAACAUAGCAAGAACAAAUUGGAUAAGUUUGAUGAGCCAAUCCAAGUAAAAUUACAUGUCACCACAUCGAAUAAGGGGAGAGGGAUGGUUUCACCCACUGAGAUACCUCCAUCUUCCAUGGUCCAUAUUGAAGAACCUUAUGCCUCGGUAAUAUUGAAGCAUUAUAGAGAAACUCAUUGCCAUUACUGCUUUAAUGAACUACCAGCAGAUAAAAUACCCUGUCCAUCAUGCACAAUUCCUCUGUACUGCUCACAACAUUGCCAAAUACAAGCAGGGGGGCAAAUGUUACAAGCUCCUCCAGAUAAUCAAGAUAUUUUAAAAAAUCUAUCUGAUGACCUCCAGAAGUAUGUUCAAGAAAUAACUUCACACGGUUUUGCUGACAUUAGGACUGAAGAUGUUCCUGAACAUAAACAUGAAUGUGAUGGUGUGCACUGGCCUGCUAUAUUGCCAUCUGAGAUUGUUUUGGCUGGGCGAAUAGUGGUCAAAUAUGUAGCACAAAAAGGUGGCUUUGCAGAUGCUUCUAGCGUUGUGGAUAUGUUGAAUCUUUCACACCAUUUUUCACAAAUGCCUACUGAUAGCAAGCUGGAGUGUAUCAUAUAUUCCAUAAUAUUGUUAAGUUGUCUUCAGCAAUUUUUCCCUUCUCAACUUCCAAUUAAUGGGAACUCUAUCUCGCAGAUUGUCAUACUUAUAUCCCAAAUUAGGACAAACUCUAUAUCUAUUGUCCGUAUUAAAUCCUUUGAUGCACCCGGAUCACCAGAUCAGCGUGGAGUAUUAUCUAGCACGGUUCCUUUUACUUGUAAUAUGGAACAAGUCAGAGUAGGUCAAGCUAUUUAUACCACUGGAAGCUUGUUUAACCAUUCCUGCAAACCAAACAUCCAUGCAUAUUUCAACUCACGUACUCUCUUUAUACGGACAACCGAGUUCGUGUCAGUCGGGUGUCCCCUAGAGUUGUCGUAUGGUCCCCAGGUUGGUCAAUUGGACUGUAAAGACCGGCUUAAGUUGCUAGAGGAUGAGUACUCUUUUAAAUGCCAGUGUAGUGGUUGCUCAUUGGUGAACAUAUCUGACCUUGUCCUUAAUGCGUUUUGUUGCAUUAAUGCUGAUUGCCUCGGAGUAGUCCUGGAUAGAUCCGUCUUCGAUUGUGAAAAUAAGAAAAUCCAGGACUUCCAUUCAGUCGACAAGCUAAGUAGGCUGGAGCCUUUCAUUCAGAGUGGCAGCUUCCUUCAUAUUGGUCAUAGCCAUUGUUUGAAAUGUGGAUUUUAUCGCGAUAUAAAAUCGUCCCAGUCAACAGUGGAUGAGGCCUGGAUUUACUUUACAAGGUUACAGCAGGAAAUAAAUUUAAAUAGGGUGUCAGAAACUACACUCUCAGAUGCUUUAAGAGCUCUGUUCUCACUGAAAUCUACACUGCAUGCAUAUAAUAGGCGCAUAGCAGAAGCAGAAGACCAUCUGUCGCAGGCUUUCUGUUUGAUUGGAAAACUAGAGCUUGCAGCCGACCAUUGUAAAGCAUCGAUUCGGAUACUGGAAAAGUUGUACGGCGAAAGCCACAUCGCCAUUGGCAACGAGCUCUUGAAGCUUUCUUCCAUCCAGUUAUCUCUGGGAGACCACACUACUGCUGGGGACUGCAUUAACCGAUUGAAUGGAAUUUUCAGGUGCUAUUAUGGAUCUCAUGCCAAGAGAAUGUUUCCAUUUUUGAACAUCUAGGAGGAAGAAACUCAGAAAUUUGUCAGCACAGAUCUUUGGUCAUUGCGAUGGCUUCCAGUUCUUGAUUGUUACAAGUCGUAAAACCUUUUAUAGAAUUGUUUUCAUGUUUCUGUCUUCCAUUGAAAUGGUAGCCGUAAGGAUAGUAAGAAAAAAUAUUGUGGUGGCUAAAUAGGUGAAUUUUAUUCACUGGUUAAAAAUAUAUUAGAUCUUAAUUUAAUAAGUUGAAUA
Momordica charantia (bitter melon) is the source of this 2639-nucleotide messenger RNA. It is a transcript of the gene TPR9, whose product is annotated as Tetratricopeptide repeat (TPR)-like superfamily protein. Lineage: Eukaryota; Viridiplantae; Streptophyta; Magnoliopsida; Cucurbitales; Cucurbitaceae. Gene Ontology annotation, molecular function: protein binding. The record is from RefSeq and is a predicted model, not a curated record.